GAUGGAGGAAAGAAAAGAAGAGGAAGUUUGCGUGUAAUUGGAUAAAGCUGAAUUAAAUUUAAUACUGUAAUAUAAAUGGGAAAAUAGAAGAAGUAAAAUGUAAAUGGAAGAGUUGUUGUGAUUUCAGGUUGGUAGAGAGUCGAGGCAGUGAGUGAAGAGCAGUAAAUUUGGGGUGAAUUGCAUCGUUGAUAGCGAAGAAAAGAAUAAAUUAUAAUUCAGCAAAGAGUCUGGGGCUGGUGGCAACGCAAACGAUGUCGUCUCGCGUGUUGCUGUUUGUGUUGUUUGUGAUUGCAGCGAGCGCCGACGAUGCCAAACGCGACGACGACAGGGCUCCCAAGUCCGAAUCCUGCAAUAACCCCUUCCAAUUGGUGAAGGUGAAGAACUGGGUUGAUGGUGAAGAAGCCGAUGUUUAUAACGGUGUGACUGCAAGAUUUGGCUCUCUAUUGCCCGAGAAACCUGAAAAUAGUGUUAGAACUCCCGCUAUUUUCUCCAAUCCCGUUGACUGCUGUUCCACUUCAACUUCAAAGCUAUCUGGAUCAGUUGCUCUCUGUGUGCGUGGGGGUUGUGACUUCACAACUAAAGCUGCGUUUGUGCAGUCUCGAGGUGCUACUGGCAUGUUGGUUAUAAAUGACGCUGAAGAUCUCUUUGAGAUGGUUUGCUCUAAUAGCAGUGAGACAAACAUUUCAAUUCCAGUAGUGAUGAUAACAAAGUCAGCAGGUGAAGGUCUCAACAACUCUUUGACAUCUGGAAGGAAAGUGGAAAUUUUGUUAUAUGCUCCACCUCGGCCACUUGUAGACUUGUCAGUUGCAUUUUUGUGGUUGAUGUCUGUUGGAACAAUUGUAUGUGCUUCACUAUGGUCAGAUCUAACUACUCCUGAGAAGUCUGAUGAACGCUAUAACGAAUUGUGUCCCAAGGAAUCUUCAAAUGCUGGAACAACGAAAGAUGAUUUUGACAAUGAAAUUGUUAACAUUGAUUCAAAGGGUGCUAUCAUAUUUGUCAUAGCAGCAUCUACUUUUCUUGUGCUAUUGUUCUUCUUCAUGUCAUCUUGGUUUGUCUGGGUGCUGAUUAUACUUUUCUGCAUUGGUGGUAUUGAGGGCAUGCAUAAUUGUAUUGUAAGCCUCACUUUAAGAAAAUGCCAAAAUUGUAGUCAGAAGAUAGUGAGUUUACCUCUAUUUGGGGAGAUUUCUAUUUUCUCAUUGGUAGUAUUGAUAUUCUGUGUGGCAUUUGCGGUUUUCUGGGCUGCUACUCGACAGGAAUCAUAUUCAUGGAUUGGCCAAGAUAUUCUUGGCAUCUGUUUGAUGAUAACAGUCUUGCAGUUGGCUCGAUUACCGAAUAUUAAGGUUGCAACUGUACUCCUUUGUUGUGCCUUUGUCUAUGACAUUUUUUGGGUAUUCAUAUCUCCAGUGAUAUUCCACGAGAGUGUUAUGAUUGCAGUUGCUCGAGGUGACAAGGCUGGCGGGGAAGCAAUUCCUAUGCUUUUGAGAUUUCCCCGUCUCUUUGAUCCCUGGGGAGGUUAUGACAUGAUUGGAUUUGGAGAUAUUCUCUUUCCUGGUUUGCUUGUUUCCUUUGCUCAUAGAUUUGACAAAGAUAAUUGGAGAGUAGCAAAAAAUGGAUAUUUUGUUUGGUUGGUAAUUGGCUAUGGCAUUGGCCUCGUUUUCACAUAUUUGGGGCUAUAUCUGAUGGAUGGAAAUGGACAACCUGCGCUUCUCUACCUUGUUCCAUGUACACUAGGUGUCACUGUCAUAUUGGGAUGUGUAAGAGGCGAGUUGAAGACCCUUUGGAAUUAUGGCACAGACUCAUCGUUGUCCACUGAGCCUUCUGAAGUUUAACUGAAUACGUUAUUCAUCUGAGCUGCAACUUGGGAAAUGUUAUCAGCUCAAUGGUAUGGAAUGCAAGCAAAGGCACCAGGUGUACAGGCUCCAUUACUAUCUUUUGUAUUAAUUAAUUAACGAUCGAGUGCUCUUUAUGGCUGCGUCAUAGUUAUCUUGUAAAAAGAAUGAAAAACAGAUGGAAAAGUAGUUAUUCAAAAUUCACCAUCAUAUGGCUUCUGGCUAUGCCAUUGGAAUUCUUUCACUUUUCUAACUGCUGUAGUGAAAAUUGAACCGAAGUUAGUAAUCAUUUUUCAUUUCUUGUUCA
Molecule: messenger RNA, 2136 nt
Organism: Cajanus cajan (pigeon pea)
Lineage: Eukaryota; Viridiplantae; Streptophyta; Magnoliopsida; Fabales; Fabaceae
Product: signal peptide peptidase-like 3
Biological process (GO): membrane protein proteolysis
Cellular component (GO): lysosomal membrane; Golgi-associated vesicle membrane; cytoplasmic side of endoplasmic reticulum membrane
Molecular function (GO): aspartic endopeptidase activity, intramembrane cleaving
Source: RefSeq, a predicted model, not a curated record